This is a messenger RNA of Nannizzia gypsea CBS 118893, 1062 nucleotides long. Its product is annotated as GTP-binding protein RBG1. The record is from RefSeq and is a predicted model, not a curated record. Gene Ontology annotation, biological process: cytoplasmic translation. Gene Ontology annotation, cellular component: cytoplasm. Lineage: Eukaryota; Fungi; Ascomycota; Eurotiomycetes; Onygenales; Arthrodermataceae. The coding region runs from base 1 to 1062 and encodes 353 amino acids. The transcript has 8 exons. Gene Ontology annotation, molecular function: GTP binding; GTPase activity.
AUGGCCAAAACACAAAAGAAUAAAGCCACAUCGUUUCACUUGGGUCAACUGAAAGCUAAGCUUGCGAAGCUAAAGCGUGAACUGCUCACCCCCAGCGGCGGAGGUGGUGGAGGCGGAGCUGGUUUCGAUGUUGCGCGUACGGGUGUUGCCAGUGUUGGCUUCAUUGGAUUCCCAUCUGUGGGUAAGAGUACGCUCAUGAGCAAGCUGACCGGCCAACAUUCCGAGGCCGCCGCAUACGAAUUCACAACUCUUACCACUGUUCCCGGCCAGGUCCUAUAUAACGGGGCAAAGAUCCAGAUGCUUGAUCUUCCCGGCAUCAUCCAAGGUGCCAAGGACGGCAAAGGUCGAGGAAGACAGGUCAUUGCCGUUGCCAAAACAUGCCAUCUUAUCUUCAUCGUUCUAGACGUGAACAAGCCCUUGACCGACAAGAAAGUCAUUGAGAACGAGCUGGAAGGUUUCGGCAUAAGGAUCAACAAGGAGCCUCCGAACAUUAUCUUCAAGAAGAAAGAUAAGGGUGGAAUUGCCAUCACCAACACAGUACCCCUGACCCAUAUCGAUCACAGCGAGAUCAAAGCCGUUAUGAACGAAUACAAAAUCUCUUCGGCGGAUAUAGCUAUCCGCUGCGAUGCCACGAUCGACGACUUGAUUGACGUCCUUGAGGCUCGAAGUCGCUCUUAUAUACCUGUGAUUUACGCUUUGAAUAAGAUUGAUGCUAUUUCAAUCGAGGAGUUGGAUCUACUAUACCGUAUCCCCAACGCCUGCCCCAUCAGCUCAGAGCGAGGGUGGAAUAUAGAUGAAUUACUCGAGCUGAUGUGGGAUAAACUCAACCUGAGAAGGGUCUAUACCAAGCCCAAGGGCAAGAAUCCAGAUUAUAACGAGCCAGUAGUCUUGAGAAGUACUGCUUGUACGGUUGAAGAUUUCUGCAAUUCCAUCCACAAAUCUAUCGUUGAAUCGUUUAAACACGCUAUCGUUUACGGUCGUUCCGUCAAACAUCAACCGCAACGAGUCGGAUUAAGCCACGAACUCGCAGACGAAGACAUAAUAACAAUCGUCAAACGGUAA